Hyposmocoma kahamanoa is the source of this 559-nucleotide messenger RNA. RefSeq names its product ubiquilin-1-like (gene Ubqn). The transcript is spliced from 4 exons. NCBI's taxonomy places the organism in Eukaryota, Metazoa, Arthropoda, Insecta, Lepidoptera, Cosmopterigidae. Gene Ontology annotation, cellular component: cytosol. Gene Ontology annotation, biological process: ubiquitin-dependent protein catabolic process. Gene Ontology annotation, molecular function: polyubiquitin modification-dependent protein binding. The annotation marks the transcript as partial. The record is from RefSeq and is a predicted model, not a curated record.
AAGUACAGAGUCAUCUAGGUUUGCCAAAAUGGCAGAGGGCCAAGAAGAACCCAAAAAAAUUACGAUUACAGUGAAAACUCCAAAAGAAAAACAGCAAGUGGAGAUCGAGGAGGAUGCCGAUAUCAAAAAAUUGAAGGAGGUGCUGUCUCCGAAGUUUAACGCGGAACCAGAGCAGUUAUGCCUUAUUUUCGCUGGGAAGAUCAUGAAUGACGCUGACACCCUGAAGCAGCACAACAUCAAAGAUGGGCUGACGGUGCAUCUCGUGAUCAAGACACCGCCGCGGCCCGAACCUGAAGGAGGCCCCCGCCGUCCACCAGCUGACAUAAGUGCUACUCCAUUUGGCAUGAACUCGCUGGGAGGUCUGGCAGGUCUUGAAAGCCUGGGUUUGGGCCAGAGUACAUUCAUGGACUUGCAGGCCCGCAUGCAACAAGAGCUGCUGACGAACCCGGACAUGCUGCGUCAGGUUCUGGACAACCCGCUGGUGCAGCAGAUGAUGAAUGACCCGGAGAACAUGCGCACCCUCAUCACUUCUAACCCCCAGAUGCAGGACUUGAUGGCU